Molecule: messenger RNA, 937 nt
Organism: Zingiber officinale
Lineage: Eukaryota; Viridiplantae; Streptophyta; Magnoliopsida; Zingiberales; Zingiberaceae
Product: WRKY transcription factor 1-like
Exons: 3
Coding region: 53-859 (268 amino acids)
Biological process (GO): regulation of DNA-templated transcription
Molecular function (GO): DNA-binding transcription factor activity; sequence-specific DNA binding
Source: RefSeq, a predicted model, not a curated record
AGUCUGAGAGACUCAGGCUUGGGUGUGAAGGCCAGAGCCAUCGAUCUAUCUCAUGGAGAACACUGGCAUGAUCAUGAGCUCCGUGAUCCGCGAGGUUGAGCACGCGGCUACUCUCACGAGGAAGCUCCAGUCCUACGUCGAGAUGGGCGACUACAGCGACUGGUUGAAGGGGUCAGUGAGGACUCUUUCGGAAGAGGUAAUGGAAAACUGCAAGUCUACCCUCUCCAAGCUGAUGCCAGCUGAAGGGAGCACAAAGAGAAAGCGAAGCUUCCCCUGCGCAACUGAUCGACUACAGCCUAGAGAUCUAAGAAGAAGCUUCGCAAGAAAAGAAGUCACGAACGCACCUUAUUACGAUGCCCAUCGAUGGAGAAAAUACGGCGAGAAGUUCAUCAAAGGAUCCGUCUUCAAAAAGAACUACUACAGAUGCACCUACAGUUUGGAUCGGAGGUGCCAAGCAAAGAAGCAGGUGCAACAGCAGGGCGCAUCUCUGUUUCUUGUGGUUUAUGAAGGAGAACACACUUGUAAUUCUACUUCAGGAACAACUAAUGAGAGGAGUCUGAGCUCUGCUGGACGGACCUUUAAUUUCCAAGCCGAAAGUGAACCUGAAAACGAGCCACCACUAAUUCACUUGGGUGAAAUGGAUAGUACUGUCGGUGAUCAGAACGCCAUUAAUGGAGGUCGAAGGUGUGAAAGCCCGCAGGGUUCGUUGGUCAUGCUCGAGCUUGGAGACCCCACAAUCUUUGACUCAUUUUCUGAACCGAUCGCCAACCAUUUUGCUAAUGACGAUAUUGUCCUGGAUAGAGACGUGUCAGCAACCUCGAUGGUUGAAUAUAUUCUAGAUGAAUAUAUAACAAUGUAAUUAAGGAGAAUAAUUAAUUAAUUGUUGAAAUAACUCUCAAGUAGUGCUCAAUGCAUUCUUCAUCACCAUGUUGGAUCC